UUCCAUUAUUCUGGUCGACCAGUCUUCGAAGCUUGUGCAAUGAUUGGUACUACUAAUUCGUGUCUCGGGUUCGUGCCAUUGUAGGCAGAAAGCUUUUGUGCAUCCGUGAAAAAGAUUGAAAUUAUGCAAUUUGUUUCGUACUUUCCGAACCGUUGCUAGUGUUAAACGCAGCCCAAUGGUGUUGGUCAGCCAAAAUGACCAUUUAGAGCUUUCGAACUGUGCGUGAAAAGUGAAAUUUCCCUUUCGGAAGUCUGGAUGGGAUCGGUUUAUCAGGUCAGAAAAAGAGAACAGUGGAGACCGCGAAACAAGCAAAAAACUAUCAGUGUAUAAAUUGUGCAACGAUGUGUGCGUGUGUUUAAUAUCGUUGCUGCGUUUGGGAGCAGAAAAGUUUACAAAACGAGCCGUACCAAACGGACUGACAAGUAGUGGUAUCUGGCAACACGGUUAUGCAGUAGCACCACAAUCGAAAGCCUAAAUACUGGAUAAUAGCAGCAGCAGCAGCAGCCAGCAACCCGACCAAAGCAAUAGCACGGGGCGAGAAACCGAGACGAAGAGGUAUUAGCUAUCGAGUUGAGUACAACACCAGCGCGCUCGUAUGUGGUGGAGCAGAAGAGAACGAGUAGUGCUUUGAAAAGUUGAAAAAUGGCCGCAUCCAAUUCGACGGGUUCGACGUUGACUCGUCGUGCUGCUUCUGCUGGACUACAACUGCUGGAUGGUCAUCGUCGUAUUCUUUGUUCGGUCGCAAUUGUCCGUGUGUAAUGAAUGAAUAUAUGUUGCAUUGUGCUGUGAGGAUAGAACAUCCCCAAAACAAGUGAGUGAGAUUCCUAGGCAAGUGUAGUACCCCAUUAGGAAAGGUGUGCGUUUUUUCAAUUCGGAAGAAAUAUUUCACAACCCUCGGUGACGAAGAAAAGUGUAAAGGCCAGAAGCGACUGUGGUCGUCGCCUUGUGAUUUUCUUGUUUCAUGUUUUCAUGUGUCAGUUCGUCAUAAAUGUCGUGCAAUGAUCAUAUUGAUUCCAAUGUCUGUCCGAGAUGAAAAUUCGGUUCCUGACAAGCAGCAGCAGCAGCUAGUAGCAGGAAGUACUUCCAGCUCCGGUUGAGUGUGAAAGAGCCAAGCAACCAAGCCCUUGCGUGUGGAAGGAAAGAGAAAGCAAGCAGCUGGAAAAUCGAUCAGUAUAACCAGUGCAUACAACCAGGACUUUUUGUGUUUGUCGGAAAAUUGUGACCGGAGAGAGAGAAAGAAAGAGAGGAAGAUAGUGAGAGAACAAGCACGGAUCUAUUUUCUGUCAUCAUAAAAUAUCAACAAAAAACAACAAACGAGAACAAAAAUAAAAAUGCCGAGUGCUUCGUUUUCCUCGUCCCGGUCAUACGUGCGGCGAUCCCGCAGGAAGGGAAAUCGGAUUCCGUUGCCGUCGAGAACCUCAGCACUCGAACCACCAUGCCAGAACAUUCCGGCCCCAAACGCAGGGGCCGCCCCCGCCGGCCAGCCAAAUAGUGGUCCAGCUUUGGCGGCUGCACCCGGUUCAGGAUCGUCCGCCAAUCCCGCCUCUUCCAGCUCAUCUAACAGCAGCAGUAAUAGUAGUAACGCAACCAAUAGUAGCAGUGUAAAUAACUCAAACAAUCCUAUCACGCCGAGCAGCACAGGUACGAGUGCAGCUCCUUCGUCCUCCUCCGCGUCAUCUUCCUCGACGUCGGCGUCUCCGUCGUCAUCGCAAGGAUGCUCCUCUGCCAACUCCUCGCUGUCGACCAUCGGUGGGGCAUCAUCCUCGGCGUCGUCAUCCUCUCUAGCAACGGGAUCGUCCUCCGCGUCGACGUCGUCCGCUCCUGUAGUGUCCUCGAAUGCCAUUUCCUCGGUCGCACCGUCCGAGGUCAAACAGAACUCAAACUCGCCGUAUGAUUUAAGAAAAAAAUCGCCACUGGCAGCGCACGACUCGGGCAGCUGGCUGGCCGGAUCAAGUAGUUCCGGUGGCUCGGGCGGAACCGGACCAUCAUCCUCUGGAGGAAAUCCCAGCACCAGCAGUAGCCAUAGUCUUCUACAGUCCCAAUAUCAAUCUCUAGCCUACGACGGCAACGCUGCAUACAUGCUUCCGGCGCGAAAGCGGCCUAGACGUACUUAUUCCACCAGCACGGAAACAUCGGCUUCAGCAGUUGGCAGUGCCGUGGCUGGUAGUAGCAAUGGCAAUUGCACGGUUACUUCCGCUACUGCCACGUUGUCCACGCAUUGCUUACAGUCGGCUGCGCACUAUUUACAAUAUGAGAUGCCGGAUGAAGUACUGCUAACGAUAUUUUCCUACCUGCUCGAACAUGAUCUCUGUCGGGUAUCACUGGUGUGCAAGCGCUUCCAGACGAUCGCCAAUGACACGGAGCUGUGGAAGCGACUCUAUCAGAGUGUGUACGAGUACGAUAUGCCGCUAUUCAAUCCCGAACCUUGCAAGUUUAUCUUCGUCAAGCCGGAUGAUUCGGAUUACGCGAACCCGUGGAAGGAGAGCUUCCGGCAGCUUUAUCGCGGGAUUCAUGUGCGGUCCGGUUUCCAGGAUCGGCGGUAUCAGGGCCGUAACAAGGCGUACUUCAACACGGUACAAGCGGCGUUGGACUACGCCGAUGAGAAAAAUUCGGCCAACAACGGCGGUGUGAUGGGCGGAAGCAAUAGUAGUAGUAACAACAAUAGUAGUAGUAAUAAUGCCAAUAAUAGUAGUUCUAGUAGCAACUCCGGUUCCAAUUCCUCCGGUUGUGUAGUUGGAGGGGGAGGAGGAAGUGACGAAAAUUAUCCGCCGGAGAAUAAUGGUUCACUUAUCUUCCUUCACCACGGAACGUAUCGUGGUGAAUUUUUGGUGAUUGAUUCCGACGUGGCGCUUAUUGGAGCGGCUUCGGGCAAUGUGGCGGAAUCGAUCAUUCUGGAACGAGAGUCCGAGUCGACUGUGAUGUUUGUGGAGGGCGCCAAACACGCGUACGUAGGCCAUAUGACGCUGAAGUUCUCACCGGACGUUACCUCGACGGUGCCGCAUCACAAGCAUUACUGCUUAGAAGUGAGCGAGAAUUGCAGUCCUACGAUCGACCAUUGCAUCAUUAGGAGUACCUCGGUUGUUGGUGCGGCGGUGUGUGUCAGCGGUGUGGGCGCCAACCCGCUGAUCAAGUACUGUGACAUCAGUGACUGCGAAAACGUCGGUCUGUACGUGACGGAUUAUGCCCAGGGCACGUACGAGCACAAUGAGAUCAGCCGGAACGCACUGGCCGGGAUCUGGGUGAAAAAUUAUGCUAGUCCAAUAAUGCGCGAAAACCAUAUUCACCACGGUCGGGACGUGGGAAUAUUCACUUUUGACAAUGGAAUGGGAUAUUUCGAGAAGAACGACAUUCAUAACAAUCGAAUAGCGGGAUUCGAGGUGAAAGCCGGAGCCAAUCCUACGGUUGUCAAAUGCGAGAUCCAUCACGGCCAAACCGGAGGUAUUUACGUACACGAGAAUGGACUGGGUCAGUUCAUUGAGAACAAAAUUCAUUCCAAUAACUUUGCGGGUGUUUGGAUCACUUCCAACAGCAAUCCAACUAUUCGCAAAAACGAAAUCUACAACGGCCAUCAGGGUGGAGUGUAUAUUUUUGGCGAGGGUCGGGGACUGAUCGAGCAUAACAACAUAUACGGAAAUGCGUUGGCUGGAAUCCAGAUUCGUACGACGAGCGAUCCGAUUGUGCGGCAUAAUAAAAUUCACCACGGUCAGCAUGGGGGAAUCUACGUGCACGAGAAAGGUCAGGGACUGAUCGAGGAAAACGAAGUAUACGCGAACACACUGGCCGGUGUUUGGAUUACCACCGGAAGUACGCCGGUGCUGAGGCGGAACCGAAUUCACUCGGGCAAACAGGUUGGGGUUUAUUUCUACGAUAAUGGCCACGGAAAGCUGGAAGACAAUGACAUCUUCAACCAUCUGUAUUCGGGAGUACAAAUUCGAACGGGAAGUAAUCCGGUGAUUCGAGGCAACAAGAUUUGGGGUGGUCAAAACGGUGGAGUGUUAGUGUACAACGGAGGACUGGGCUUAUUGGAGCAGAACGAAAUAUUCGACAAUGCUAUGGCCGGUGUCUGGAUCAAGACUGAUUCGAAUCCUACGCUCAAACGGAACAAAAUCUACGAUGGACGAGACGGAGGCAUAUGUAUAUUCAACGGCGGGAAAGGUAUUCUGGAGGAGAAUGAUAUUUUUCGGAACACCCAGGCCGGAGUACUAAUAUCGACCCAGAGUCACCCGAUCCUGAAACGAAACCGGAUAUUUGAUGGACUGGCUGCGGGGGUAGAGAUCACGAACAAUGCCACGGCCACUCUGGAAUUCAAUCAAAUCUUCAACAAUAAGUUCGGUGGACUUUGCCUGGCUAGUGGGGUGCAGCCAAUCACUCGGGGCAAUAAGAUCUUCAACAAUCAGGACGAGGUAGAGAAGGCGGUUUCCGGGGGCCAAUGUCUGUACAAGAUCAGUUCGUAUACCUCGUUUCCGAUGCACGAUUUCUACCGGUGUCACACGUGUAAUACGACCGACCGGAACGCGAUUUGUGUGAACUGCAUCAAAACGUGUCAUGCAGGCCACGAUGUCGAAUUCAUCCGGCAUGACAGAUUCUUCUGUGAUUGUGGUGCUGGUACCCUUACCAACCAGUGUCAGCUGCAGGGAGAGCCGACACAGGACACCGAUACGCUGUACGAUUCCGCGGCGCCAAUGGAAUCACACACGCUAAUGGUAAACUAGGGUCUUGUUAUAUUCAUAAUAUUGUGUUAAAACCAACAAAGAUAAUAACAGCCACCAACGUGUGUAACAAGCGUCUCUAAGAAAGCUAAAGAGCUGAACCCUUUUCAAUCCGAGACUUGGUCUGGUACCUUCUUACAGCGAGUUAGUAUUAAAACGGAGCAAUGGGAAAAUUGAAUUUAAUCUAAGCAGAAAAUGUGUACCCUAUCACAACGAUGCAUGUGAAUAUUUUUUUUUUGGCUAAAGUUACUACAGAACAAAAUAUGGCACAUCGUCAGACUCUUCUCCUUUUUUAUCGUCAAUUUUUUUUCCACGGAUUAGGAGUGUAUGAGGUUGGCUGUUCACAUUUGUGUUGGAUCGUGUUGUUGGAGCUUUUCUGAAUCAAAAUUAUAUACGAAGAAAAAAUGCAGAAAAUCCAGAAAUUAACACACAUGUAAUUGUACACGAACGAAACACGGUAGAUGGGAAUCUCAUUUGGAUAUAUAGAAAAUUGAUGUUUGUGCAUACACAAAAUCGAAUCACGUGUGAGCAAAACUUUUUGGCCAAUCAUUGAAAAUUUAGCAGUUUUAUUCAGAUUUUGUUUUAGCUAUGUGUGUGUGCACGUGAAAUUGUGAACAAAGCAAAACAAAAAAAAAGAGUUGUGUUAUUAUUGCACAUAUAGUUUAGAGGUAAAGUUUGACACACAAUGUAAGUAUUAUUUCUCAUUAAACCGGCGGAGAAAAGCAGCGCUUUUUGUUUUUUUAACUUUAUGUUAAGAGACUAUUCUGUUCAAAGUAUUGAACACCGUGUAUAAAGUGUAAAUGUGAACGUCGCGUGCGACGAAACAACCUGAUAUUAUCUGUACUAAUAUUUAUGUUUUUAGUUUUUAUUAGAUGUUUUCGUGUCCCUUUGUCUAACGAGAUAUAUAUAUAUAUAUAUAUAUAUAUAUAUAUAUAUACACAUAUAUAGUCAAAAGUGUCUCCUCGAAUAUUAGAAAAACUAGACGCGUUGCCUUUAUUAUUUUUUUUUCGAGAUUUGUGCAGCCUUCCCAACUUUUUGAUAAACUGUCGAGUUGUUUCUUUUUUUACUGCAUUAGGAAAUGAUAGACAUAAUAGACACUUGAUGGAACCAAUUUACUAAUCAACUCACCGAUAAUUUAGAUUUCCUAAGAAAAUUGUAUUCUGCAGGUUUAUAAACUAUACCAAACUGUGAAGGGAAUAAUUGUUUUCAUUUGGUCAGUUUAGUUCCUUAAACAAAUGACAUAAUAGACAUUGAAAAUUCGACUACCAGUUAGCCGUGGAUGCUCUCUCACUUCUUACGCGUAAAUGUUCGUCUCGUUUGAGAGACGACUUGUGCUGCCUCUCCUCAGCAGUCCCUUGGGUCACAUUUAUUGUACUGUCAGGGACGUUUCCGAAUUAGAAAAAAAAACACAAAAAAGUGUCCCUUGAGAAAGUAGAAAAACAGAUGAGGUAAAAUCGUUACUAACCAAUUAACGUUUAAGAAAAUAGUUCUUAUCUGCGUCCCAGUGCAUUUAUCUGUGUUACAGACUAGAGUUUAUGUUUAUUAUACACAAAUCGACACAUUUAUUAGAUGUAUUCUUCUAUUUUUAGUAUUAUUUUUAACAAUAAAUGUGUUCCAUUCAUAUCGUUUUGAUUAUAUCGAAUUGAAUUAUAGUUUUCAUCUACGUGUCUUAUUUUGUAUUAUUCCGAUUACUAAUGUUCUAGAUUUAUUUAGCUAGUAUAUAAUACACGAAAUGUGAAUUUUUAACUGUAUUAAUUUUUGUUUGUUUAUAAUUAUAAAAUAAUUAUUGCAAUUGUACUGAAUAAACCCAACAACAACUGAAGCAUUAGAAGUGGUCGUAGAAGACAGACAACAAAAAAAUAACCUGUAAAUUAUUGUAUGUAUAUUCACCAACGAUGCACUUUUUGCGCUGAUCUUCAAAAAAGCUUUUUUUAUAUAAAAGAAAACAUCUAUUUGUUUGUGUUUUAGUUUUCUUCUCCUCCUUUUUUUAUGUGUUCUAGCAUACUUAGAAAGAAACUUUCCUUGUGUUAUUCAUUCCGUAAUCUUUUCCGACUUCAUUUUCGCUUUUGUUGUGUCUUUUCGGAUGCUAUCAUUUUGUAGACUUUGUUCGAAGCUGGGACUUAUUUGAGCUAUUUCGUCAAAAGAACGAUUGACUCAUACACAUGCGGCAGAAAGCUUAUGGCAUUCGAUCAAAUGCAAAUUCGGAGAAAAGCAACGACGAAAAACAAUUCACGAUUAUCGAUUCAUUCAAUUAGCUAGCUAAUCUCACCACAGCCCUCUUAUUCAUUGUUUUUCCGAAUCAAAAAUUGAGGUUGAAAAUAAAUUCGAACAUUCUGAAGCAAAACGCAAGGAUCGGCCGAAGCUAUUGGUUGCCCAUUUUCAAUAGUUUAUUAUAAUAAUUGAGACAAAAAAAAUGUUGUUUUUGAAGUGUGAUCAAGAAAAAGCGAUUGUGUUUGGAUUUUUACGUGUCCGCGCUAGAGAGUGAAAUUACCAUCAACUUAUCAAAAAUAUAAAAAAAAGUGUCUGCUUCCAUAUGUUGAAAUGGAUCCAACUCCCGUAAUCCCGUUCCAACACUAUUGUACAUACAAAUAAAAGCUCUUUACUGGACAUCAUUUUCCUCGCAAUGUGAGGCAAAGUUAUUGGAUUCUCAAGAAACAAAAAAAAACAUAUUUCCAACAAACAAACCAAAAUUUAGAUAUCUACACAAUACCCGCUAUGGGAGAUAUGCAGCGAGCGACGCUGAGCAACCGAAUUCGAAGCGAAGUCAGAGAUAAAAUUCAUAUGUUAGUAUUGUAAAUGUGUACGUGUUUGAACCAAAACCAGAAAAAAAUCACAAAAAUGGGCAAAAAUCCCUUCUGAAAACAGGAACACAACCCAUAUUUGAGCAAGAUAAAAAAGCAAUACACACGGGAAUUAGUUCAGCGUGAUUGCAGAUUAUAUCGACAGCGGCAAAAAGAUGAUCAUCGGAAACAGCCCCGGAGUCCAGAUGUAGUUAAAAGUUUUAAGGGAUGCAUUUAUGGGGAAAAUAACCUACUUUUAAGACAAAUUUAUGAUACCUUUGCGCGGAAAAACUCUGAUCAGCUGAAAUACAAAUACAUACACUCAUUAAACACGAAGAAAAGUCAUUGUUGUAAAACAAGAACCACAUGCAUGCAAGGACAAAUCCCCGAUGGUAAGUUCGACACAAAAUGUUCCAUGCUGUGUUUACACAAAAUGGGAGGAAAAGUCAUAUAAAAAUGGAUCAACAAAUAACCGAAAUUCGUAUGGUUAAAGACGAAGAAUAAGGUGGAGAGGAUAAAUGAAUAAAUAAAUCAACAGUUGAGAGAAGUGAGUAAGGAAUAAGCAAAGUAAAUAUAAAUGAUAUUUAUAAUUGACUAAUAAAUGUA
Molecule: messenger RNA, 8095 nt
Organism: Toxorhynchites rutilus septentrionalis
Lineage: Eukaryota; Metazoa; Arthropoda; Insecta; Diptera; Culicidae
Gene: FBXO11
Product: F-box only protein 11
Exons: 7
Coding region: 1332-4712 (1126 amino acids)
Biological process (GO): protein ubiquitination; regulation of apoptotic process; ubiquitin-dependent protein catabolic process
Molecular function (GO): zinc ion binding; protein binding
Source: RefSeq, a predicted model, not a curated record